UCCACCUUGUAUUUCGUCUUUACCAUUUUCUCAUCUCUUUCCAUCCAAAAAAAGAAGAGUUAAAGGGGAAUUCCAUUCUUACAGUAUACGGUAAAGAUUUAUAAAAGAAAAAAACAGCAGUAGACACAGCAGUCAAUCCCACUGUUAGAGUUGCGCAAACGUAUUCUCUUUCUUUUCAGCCUUGAAUGAAAUGCUCUUUAAAAAGAAUCUAUUUUUAUAUUGUAUAACACAUUCCUUAUUUCAAGGUAUAUUCAUAAACUUUACUCUCAGAUCUCUCUUUUUACCCCUUUUUGCUUGCAUAAACUUGAUUCUUGUAUAUAAAAAUGAUUAGAGCUUGUGGGUUUUUUUAUGAAGGAGAGAGCAUAAGCGGGGGCUAUACUGCCUUGAAGAAAAGUUUGAAAUUUUAAUGUAGAACAUUGAGGACUUGGUUAUAUUCAGACAGUUGUGUGGGCCAAUGAAGCGUUCGUAUUACAGUUGUAAUAUAUGCAUACCAUGUAUUCUGCAGAAUAACACGUUCUGGUGAAUAAGUAUAUAAUUUUUCAGAGCAAACUUUUGUAUAAUGGCCUCAAGAUUCUUCAAAACUUCAGACACACAACCUGGAAGAGCUCCAGGUCCUCCAACUGUGACAUUUGCUCAGAGGACAUCAUCAGGUAGAGAUGUCAAUUUGUCAAGGGAUAGUCUUGAUAGUGACAUAAGUGGUUUGGAAUUCCCAAACUACACGGUUCAAAUACCAGCAACACCUGAUAAUCAGCCAAUGGAUCCUUCGAUGAGGGUGGAUCCGCCAAUGUCACAGAGGGUUGAAGAGCAGUAUGUAUCAAGUUCUUUGUUUACUGGUGGCUAUAAAAGUGUUAUCCGCGCUCACUUGAUGGAUAAGGUGAUCGAGUCUGAGACUAUCCAUCCUCAAAUGGCUGGAGCAAAAGGUUCUUCAUGUGCAGUCCCCGGUUGUGAUGGAAAGGUCAUGAGUGAUGAGAGGGGAGAAGAUGUUCUCCCUUGUGAAUGUGAUUUCAAGAUAUGCAGGGAUUGUUUUGUUGAUGCUGUCAAAACUGGUGACGGGAUCUGUCCUGGUUGUAAAGAGCAUUAUAAGAAUACAGAUUUGGCUAUAAACUCGGUGGUGCCUGGUCAACCUUUAUCUCUGCCAUCAAAUAUUGGGAUGUCAAAAAUGGAGAGGAGGUUGUCACUGAUGAAAUUGUCAAACAGGUCUGCACUAAUAAGGAGCCAAACUGGGGCUGAUUUUGAUCACAAUAGAUGGUUGUUUGAGACCAAGGGGACUUAUGGCUAUGGCAAUGCUAUAUGGCCAAAGGAUGGAGGAUUGGCAGACGAUAAAGAUGAUGAGACUGGCGAGCCUCGGAAACUUCUUAAUAAACCUUGGAGGCCACUCACCCGCAAAUUGAAGGUACCUGCUGCAGUACUCAGCCCAUAUCGACUCUUAAUUUUUAUUCGUAUGGUUGUACUUGGACUAUUUCUUGCAUGGAGGAUUAGUCACCCCAAUGAGGAUGCAAGAUGGCUAUGGUUUAUGUCAAUUAUUUGCGAGAUAUGGUUUGCCUUCUCCUGGCUACUUGAUCAACUUCCUAAGCUCUGCCCUAUUAAUCGUGCUACGGACCUUAAUGUGUUGAAAGAAAAAUUUGAAACACCCAGUCCAGCCAAUCCGAAUGGAAAAUCUGAUCUUCCGGGAGUAGAUAUAUUUGUUUCUACAGCUGAUCCAGAAAAAGAACCUCCACUUGUUACUGCAAAUACUAUUCUGUCUAUUCUUGCUGCUGAUUACCCUGUUGAAAAGCUCUCUUGCUAUGUAUCUGAUGAUGGAGGUGCACUCUUGACAUUUGAAGCCAUGGCCGAAGCUGCGAGUUUUGCUAACAUGUGGAUACCUUUCUGCAGAAAGCACAACAUUGAACCAAGAAACCCAGAACCUUACUUCAGCCUGAAAAAGGAUCCCUAUAAGAAUAAGGUGCGGCCAGAUUUUGUCAAGGAUCGUAGGAGGGUAAAGCGUGAAUAUGACGAAUUUAAGGUUCGAAUCAAUGGCCUUCCUGAUUCAAUUCGCCGUCGUUCUGAUGCUUAUAAUGCUCGAGAAGAAAUUAAGGCCAUGAAGCUUCAGAGACAGACAGCUGGGUUUGAACCAAUGGAACCUGUGAAGGUCUCUAAAGCAACGUGGAUGGCUGAUGGGACCCACUGGCCAGGCACUUGGACAGUUCCUACUCAUGAGCAUUCUAAGGGUGACCAUGCAGGGAUCAUACAGGUAAUGUUGAAACUUCCAAGUGAAGAACCUCUUCAUGGGACAACUGUAGACAACAACAGUCCACUUGAUUUUACCCAAGUCGACAUCCGGCUUCCCUUGCUUGUGUAUGUUUCUCGUGAAAAACGUCCUGGGUAUGACCACAAUAAGAAAGCUGGGGCCAUGAAUGCGUUGGUACGAGCCUCGGCCAUAAUGUCCAAUGGCCCAUUUAUACUUAACCUUGACUGUGAUCACUACAUUUACAACUCUCAGGCAAUAAGAGAAGGCAUGUGUUUUAUGAUGGACCGUGGUGGGGACCGUCUUUGUUAUGUCCAGUUUCCUCAGAGGUUUGAGGGAAUAGAUCCAUCUGAUCGCUAUGCGAAUCACAAUACAGUUUUCUUUGAUGUUAACAUGCGUGCUUUGGACGGGCUUCAGGGUCCAGUUUAUGUGGGCACUGGGUGCCUCUUUCGCAGGACUGCACUUUAUGGCUUUGACCCUCCCCGAUCAAAGGACUACCAAUCUGGUUGUUGCAGCUGUUGUUUUUCUUGUCCUAAGAGAAGUUUGUCGGUUUCCUCUGCACCUGAAGAGCACCGAGCACUUAGAAUGGGAGAUUCUGAUGAUAAUCAAAUGAAUCCUUCUCUCUUCUCUAAAAGGUUUGGAAACUCCGGUUUCCUUGUUGAUUCAAUCCCAGUGGCAGAAUUUCAAGGCAGACCACUUGCAGAUCACCCUGCUGUAAAGAAUGGACGACCUCCUGGUGCUCUAACCAUUCCCAGGGAAAUCCUUGAUGCAUCUACUGUUGCUGAGGCAAUUAGUGUCAUCUUGUGCUGGUAUGAAGAUAAAACGGAGUGGGGCAAUCGGGUUGGAUGGAUUUAUGGGUCUGUUACGGAAGAUGUGGUAACAGGUUAUAGGAUGCAUAAUCGCGGUUGGAGAUCUAUAUAUUGCGUGACUAAGAGGGAUGCUUUCCGUGGUACUGCACCAAUCAAUCUAACUGACAGGCUUCACCAAGUCCUUCGAUGGGCCACUGGUUCAGUCGAGAUCUUCUUUUCACGUAAUAAUGCUUUUCUAGCCAGUCCUAAGAUGAAGAUUCUGCAGAGAAUUGCUUACCUUAAUGUUGGUAUCUAUCCAUUCACCUCUGUGUUUCUGAUAGUAUACUGCUUCCUUCCUGCGCUGUCGCUCUUCUCUGGUCAGUUUAUUGUCCAGACUCUAAAUGUCACCUUCCUCACAUACCUCCUCGUAAUCACUUUGACGCUUUGCAUGCUGGCUAUUCUCGAGAUCAAGUGGUCCGGCAUUGCUUUGGAAGAAUGGUGGCGUAACGAGCAAUUCUGGUUGAUUGGAGGCACAAGUGCGCAUCUUGCUGCCGUGCUUCAGGGACUACUCAAGGUCAUUGCUGGGAUCGAGAUCUCAUUUACUUUGACGUCCAAAUCUGCUGGUGAUGAUAACGACGAUGACUUUGCUGAUCUCUACAUCAUAAAAUGGACGUCCUUGAUGAUUCCGCCAAUUACUAUCAUGAUAACUAACUUAAUUGCAAUAGCGGUCGGUUUUAGUCGGACAAUAUAUAGCACCAUACCGCAGUGGAGCCGUUUGCUCGGAGGAGUAUUCUUCAGCUUCUGGGUUUUGGCUCAUCUUUACCCUUUCGCAAAAGGACUUAUGGGACGACGCCGGAGGACACCGACAAUCGUGUUUGUUUGGUCGGGACUUAUUGCAAUCACCAUUUCACUUCUCUGGGUUGCCAUCAAUCCCCCAGCAGGAAACAAUGAAAUUGGAGGGUCCUUCCAGUUUCCAUGAUUUUUCAGCAUGGCUCAUUUGGAUAUUUUAAUUGGGCUCCAAAUUAUUCUCUUGCAACCUAACAACAAAUAUGGUAUGGGGUCAAUUUGUGGUCAUCACUAUCAUAACUUCAAUCUUUUGUUGCCUUAAAUUUUUAUAGGGAAAGAUGGAACAUACAUUUUUUUGUACUUUCAACUUUGAAGUUGAAAAUAUUUUAUUUAUUCUUUAUAUUUUGGCAUAUUCUAAGCGUUUUGAGUUUUGAAGUUUUGAGAAAGAAUCUGAAUCCCAUGGACAUGUGAUUCCCCUCUGAUUCACUUUGGAUCGAAGAAAAUCGAGGCAACUUGUAUUUU
Olea europaea var. sylvestris is the source of this 4320-nucleotide messenger RNA. Its product is annotated as cellulose synthase-like protein D2. The record is from RefSeq and is a predicted model, not a curated record. Gene Ontology annotation, molecular function: cellulose synthase (UDP-forming) activity; mannan synthase activity. Lineage: Eukaryota; Viridiplantae; Streptophyta; Magnoliopsida; Lamiales; Oleaceae. The transcript is spliced from 4 exons. Bases 560 to 3991 code for a protein of 1143 amino acids. Gene Ontology annotation, biological process: plant-type primary cell wall biogenesis; cellulose biosynthetic process. Gene Ontology annotation, cellular component: plasma membrane; trans-Golgi network.